AUGCCUCUACACCAGGGCUUCCUCCCGCGCGAGGGCCUCACAGCCGACCCCAUCUUCCGCCUCAUCGCCAGGACCACCCUGAACCCGUCCGUACUCCUCCCGCUCCUGCUCCUCGCCCGAUACACCAAAAAGGGAGGCGAUCUCGCUAUCCUCCACCCCACAGCCUUUUCGCGCAUUAAGUUACUGGCAUACUGCGCCGUGACGCGCUGGGCGAGCAGCUGCCUCUCGCGGCGCGCCCUGAACAACUGGGUCGACGACCGGUACGACUGGCGCAGGGAGAUUGUUCUCGUCACGGGCGGUGCUGGUGGGAUUGGCGGGCAUGUUGCACGGCUAUUGGCUGAGCAGGGUGCUACUGUCGUUGUGUUGGAUAUCCAGGACUUGACCUUCACUGCUACUUCCAAUGUGCACUAUUUCAAGUGCGACAUCACUUCGACUGAGAAACUCGCAGCGGUAGCCAACGAUAUUCGUGCAAAGGUCGGCCACCCGACGGUGCUUAUCAACAAUGCCGGCGUAGCGCGUGGAAAGACGGUCCUCGACUCGACGGAGCGGGAUAUCCGCUUUACCUUCGACGUCAACACGCUUGCACACUACUGGACGACCAAGGAAUUCCUCCCGCACAUGGCAAAGAUGAACCACGGCAUGAUCGUAACAGUCGCAUCGUACGCAAGCUACCUAUGCGUCCCCAACAUGGUCGACUACGGCGCGUCCAAAGCCGCCGCCAUGGCGUUCCACGAGGGCAUCACGGCAGAGCUCACCACUCGGUACAACGCCCCGCGGGUGCGCACGGUACUGGUCAACCAGGGCUUCACAAAGACUCCGCUGUUCACCGGCUACGAGCAGGGCGUGGAGUUCAUCCUCCCGGCACUGGAGCCCGAGACUGUUGCCGAUGCCGUCGUCAGGCAGGUGCUCACGGGCGAGAGCGGCCAUGUCGUCUUGCCCGCGUACGGCAACGUGCUGACGGCGCUGCGGGCGUUCCCGCACUGGUACCAGCACCGCAUCCGGGGCGAGUCGCAGAAGCUGAUGAAGAACUUUUCGGGGCGGCAGGUGGUCAAGGACGUUGAGGGCUUUUACGAGAGGAGGGACAAGAAGGCCGAAGAGGAGCAAGAGAGGCCGGAGGAGAGCACCGUCUUGGUCGCGGAACCCAUUCCUGAGCCGAAUGGCAUUGAAUGA
Molecule: messenger RNA, 1170 nt
Organism: Colletotrichum fioriniae
Lineage: Eukaryota; Fungi; Ascomycota; Sordariomycetes; Glomerellales; Glomerellaceae
Molecular function (GO): oxidoreductase activity, acting on the CH-OH group of donors, NAD or NADP as acceptor
Source: RefSeq, a predicted model, not a curated record